Cornus florida is the source of this 1549-nucleotide messenger RNA. RefSeq names its product protein FANTASTIC FOUR 1-like. The transcript has a single exon. The coding region runs from base 306 to 1409 and encodes 367 amino acids. Lineage: Eukaryota; Viridiplantae; Streptophyta; Magnoliopsida; Cornales; Cornaceae. The record is from RefSeq and is a predicted model, not a curated record.
UCACCUCUCUUUCAUGUUCCCUCCUUUCUUUCCUCUCCAACUUCCUCUCUCCCUCUUUCUCUCUCUCUCUCUAGAAACCAAACAGUGGGUUUUCCUCUAAUUUUCAUUUUCAUCUUCAUCACUCACUUCUGAUCCAUUCAAGCUCCAAAAUUCUAGCAUUUGAGUAUAAGAACCAAACUCCUCUGUUUUUCCCCUGUUUCUGCUUUGUUUCUUCUACUCUGUUUUAUUCGAGCGUAAGACCAAAUUCCUCUGUUUCUGCUCUGUUUCUACCCUGUUUUAUCAACAUCUCAUUCACCAUUGACAAUAUGUCCUCAAGUGUGGUGUGUCAAGGGUUGCAAUCUUGUCUCGAGCCUCGGCUUGUUGAACCACUAGUUCUGAGGCACAAAUUGUCACCACCCAAAUCAAACUCUUCCCAAUCCUUUUCAUGGCCUCAGAUGCCUUCUUCCAUGCAGCUACAGCCAGAACCCCAAGAGACCCCCAAUCACGAAAAUGACGAUAACAAAAACAAAACCAAUGAAAUCAAAAACGACCAAAGCAAAAACUGCGACAACAACAGUGGUUGUGGUGAUGGUGACAGCAAAAACAGCAGCAAUGGUGAUUUGGGUGGGUGGAGCUUCAUACAAGCUCUCACCAACACAUCUCCCAACUGCAAAGAAGUGACUGAGAGUGAGAAAGUCUAUGUCCACCCUCUCGUAAAGCGCUCUUCCUCAAUGCUAAGCAACAAAAGCUUGGAAAUGUGCACUGAAAGUUUGGGAAGUGAAACUGGUAGUGACAUUAGCGAAAGCAGCGAUGAAUUCACUUCUUUCUCGUCGGAGAGCCAGAAGUUCCGUGCCAUACAGAGAUUAAAAUCCCGGCAAUUCGCGAAGAAAUUGAAUCGCAGAGGCAGUUUUCCGCCUCCCCUGAGCUCCAUUAGUGGCUCAGACAGUGUUCAAGUGAGGCCUCACCGCGAAGGUGGCCGGUUGGUUAUAAAAGCUGUAGCUGUCUCUUCUUGUAGCAGCUACUUCCAAGCUGAGCGUGUCGAUGGCCGGCUUAGGAUCUCUUUGUUGAAGGAGUGCUGUGUGGACAGUGAGGAAGAAGAAGAAGAAGAAGAAGUAGGAAGUGAUGAAGUUGUUGUUGUUGAAGAACAUGACAGGGUUCAUGAAGAUGAAGCUGAAGCUGAAGCUGAUGGCGAAGAAGAAUAUUUUGAUGGUGAUGAUGAUGGUGAUGAUGAUGAUGAUGAUGAUGAUGAUGAUGGUCAUGAUGAUGAUGAGGAUGGUGGUGAUGGUGAUUACUGGAGUGAGGGCAUAGGAGGUAAGAGUGGGAGUGAAAAUGAGGUUGGAGAGCUUCCAAGACCAAGCAGGUGCAAGGAAAGUGGGAGUGGGAGCAAAGGGAUGCCAAGUUGGGGGCCACUUUGGGUGGCUAUUUCUUGAAUGCUUAAAGCUCUCUGUUGGAACUCUGUCUGUCUGUCUCUCUUUUUUUUCUCUCUCUAGAAUCACUAUUGAUUUCUAUGUUUCCAUUUCCUUGCUGCACCUUGGAUUUCAUAAAUGGUAGUUAUUAUGGUUAUUGGAUA